Molecule: messenger RNA, 1877 nt
Organism: Vicia villosa (hairy vetch)
Lineage: Eukaryota; Viridiplantae; Streptophyta; Magnoliopsida; Fabales; Fabaceae
Product: probable glycosyltransferase At5g03795
Exons: 3
Coding region: 278-1726 (482 amino acids)
Molecular function (GO): glycosyltransferase activity
Source: RefSeq, a predicted model, not a curated record
ACUACUAACCUUAUGAGAUUAUUAGUUUCCGUUUGUUUCACUCUAACUUAGAAAAAGAAAAAAGACAGAAAAAACAAGACAAUGGCAACAUGCAUGAAUUUCACCGCUGUCAUCUAAUGCAAAAUAGUUGUAUUUCAUUCUUGACUCUUUCUUCUUGAAAACUAACAAAACUAGGGGUCACUUUUUGUCAACAUUCUUAAUUUUUAGGUUGUUAUAUCAUUCAUCACAAUGGUUGGUUAAUGGUAAAUGGAAUUGUUCAAAAGCAUCUUCUUAUUCAAUGAAGCUGUUCUUGUCUUUGCUUCCUCUUAUUCUUGUUGCAGUUUUUGGGCUUGUUUCUAUAAUGAGUCCAGAAGAGAGAGAAAAGGUUGUGGACUUGAGAUCUGAAGCGGUGGUGGAAAUGGUGGGUGCUGACAAUGCUUUCAAUCUUUCUUCUUCAACGCCGUUUCUUGUCCAUACUAUUCAAACACUUCCACAAUCUAACGAAACAGAAGUUGUCAACAUUUCCAAACCUUGGCUCAACAGUACUGAUCCAUUGAAUGAAACUUAUGUGCCUCAUUCAAGAAAGCUCAGCAUCUUAGAUAGAACAGAAGCUGGUUUAUUACAAGCUCGAGCCGCCAUUAGAGAAGCCAUCAAUAGCAGUCAAACAGAAGAUCUGGAUUAUGUUCCAAUAGGUCCAAUGUAUUGGAAUGCUAAGGCAUUUCACAGGAGCUACUUAGAAAUGGAAAAACUGUUCAAAGUAUUCGUCUACGAAGAAGGGGAGAUCCCAGUUUUCCACAAUGGACCUUGCAAAAGCAUAUACUCUAUGGAAGGGAACUUUAUCCAUGCUAUUGAAAUAAACGACAAAUUUCGAACGAGGGAUCCUGAAAAAGCACAUGUGUUUUUCCUUCCAUUCAGCGUGGUAAUGUUAGUCAGAUUCGUUUAUUUAAGAGAUUCUCGUGAUUUUAGCCCUAUAAGAAAAACUGUUACGGAUUAUAUCAAUGUCAUUUCUGAAAAAUAUCCGUAUUGGAAUCGAAGCCUUGGAGCUGAUCAUUUCAUGCUAGCUUGCCAUGAUUGGGGGCCAGAGACUUCAUUUUCCGUACCAUACCUCCACGAGAACUCCAUUCGCGUACUAUGUAACGCCAACACCUCUGAAAAAUUCAACCCUGCAAAAGAUGUUUCAUUACCCGAAAUCAAUCUCCAAACAGGUUCGAUAAAUGGUUUUCUAGGGGGACCGUCAGCAUCUAAACGUUCGGUUUUAGCUUUCUUUGCAGGAGGACUUCACGGUUAUAUAAGAUCGAUUCUUCUUGAACAUUGGGAAAACAACAAGGAUCCAGACAUCAUGGUUCAAAAGUAUCUUCCAAAGGGUGUUUCUUACUAUGAAAUGUUAAGGAAGAGUAAGUUCUGUCUCUGUCCAAGUGGUUACGAGGUGGCUAGUCCGAGAUUAGUCGAGGCAAUUUACACAGGUUGUGUUCCAGUGCUUAUUUCAGAUCAUUAUGUUCCUCCGUUUAGUGAUGUUUUGAAUUGGAAGUCUUUUUCGGUCGAGGUUUCGGUUGAGGAUAUUCCGAAGUUGAAGGAUAUUUUGAUGAGAAUAACUCCGACGCAGUAUAUAAGAAUGCAGAGAAGAGUUGGACAGAUUAGGAGACAUUUUGAGGUACAUUCUCCACCAAAGAGAUUUGAUGUGUUUCAUAUGAUACUUCAUUCUGUUUGGCUUAGAAGAUUGAACUUUAGAGUCCAUGAUGAUCAAUAAAUAAGUUCUCAUAAGUCUUAAUUUGUGACCAUGUUUCACAUUUUAUUACUUCCAAAUGUUAGUGUAAUGUAAUAUCUAUGGAGUGAUUCUAUGUAUUUAUGUUCUGUAUAUUUAUAUGCAUGAAAAAUAAUAUUAUGGAAAUUUAGAAUAA